UACUUGUGGAAGAUCACAGCUCCCACUUUGCCGCAGGACUAAUAUUCAUAUAGGAGCACAUAGUCUGCUGUUUAGGGGAGGAACACGGCUCACAGAGGAGGUAGAUAACGUCGAGGAGGACUUAGAGCUGCAUGGGGGAAUAGUAUCAUCACAUCUGAGCCUGCGCAGGAUGGCAGAUCCUGCCGAGCGCGGUGCGGUGGCGCCCCCUGCUGUGUGAGCGAGAGACGGCGCCAUGGGCAACCUGCUGGAGGAGGGCAUGAACGAGGUCAUCGUCAGCCACUACAACCACUCGGGCAAGUGGGAGCGGCCCCGCGGCGGCGAAGGCGGCUGCAAGACGGCGGUGCUGCUCCUCAUCUGCGUGCUGAUCGUGCUGGAGAACCUGACGGUGCUGCUGGCGCUGUGGCGCAACAAGCGCUUCCACAGCCGCAUGUACUUCCUCAUCGGCAACCUGGCGCUGUCCGACCUGCUGGCCGGCGUGGCGUACGUGGUCAACAUCUUCACCUCGGGGAGGAACACCUUCUUCCUGACGCCGGCGCAGUGGCUGGUGAGGGAGGGCAGCAUGUUCGUGGCGCUCAACGCCUCCACCUUCAGCCUGCUGGCCAUCGGCAUCGAGAGGCACAUGACCAUGGUGCGGCUGCGCCCGUGCGAGACGGCGAGCCGGGGGAGGCUGCUGGGUCUGCUGGCGGCGUGCUGGUCGGUCUCCGUGCUCCUGGGCGCCCUGCCCAGCCUGGGGUGGAACUGCUUGGAGCGCCUGGGCUCCUGCUCCACCGUGCUGCCGCUCUACGCCAAGAGCUACGUGGCCUUCUGCAUCAGCGUCUUCAGCGCCCUGCUGGUCGCCAUCGUCAUCCUCUACAUCCGGAUCUACCGCCUGGUCACCUCCAGCGGACGCCGGGUCAGCAGCCGACCCUCCGAGUGCUCCCUGGCUCUGCUGAGGACCGUGGUGAUCGUCCUGGGCGUCUUCCUGGCCUGCUGGGCGCCGCUCUUCCUGCUGCUGCUGCUGGACGUGGGCUGCAGCCCCGCCAGCUGCCCCGUCCUCUACCAGGUGGACUGGUUCAUCGCCCUGGCGGUGCUCAACUCCGCCCUCAACCCGCUCAUCUACACGCUCUCCAGCCGGGAGAUGAGGGCCGCCUUUUUCCGCCUGCUGUGCUGCUGUCAGGGCGGCAUGGAGCCCUCGGGGAUACCGGGGGCGGGCAACCCGCACCUGGGCGCCGCCAUGCCCACCGCCGAGAACAGCAAGAGCAGCAUGGCGGGGGGCAACCCCGGGGUUCCGGAUAGAGGGAAGGUACCCAUGCCGAUUAAUGCCGACAGAAAACACGGAGAUCUUUCCGCCACCGCCUUGCCACCGGCAGACCUGCUGUCAGCCGUCCUGGGGAAGGCUGGGGCAUUCGGCAAGUUCUGACUAAACCCGAUCGGCACGGCAGAAGGAGUCGGCCAUAGGGCGCCAAAUAGAGGUAAAGUUCCCAUACCGAUUAACGCCGACAUAAAACACAGAGAUCUUCCCGCCUUGCCGCAACCUUCUGGACCGGCUGACCUGUUGUCGGCGGUCCUGGGGAAGGCUGGGGAAUUCGGCAAGUUCUGACUAAACCCGAUCGGCACGGCAGAAGGAGUCGGCCACAGGGCGCCAAAUAGAGGUAAAGUUCCCAUGCCGAUUAACGCCGACAUAAAACACAGAGCUCUUUCCGCCACCGGCAGACCUGCUAUCGGCCGUCCUGGGGAAGGCUGGGGCAUUCGGCAAGUUCUGACUAAACCCGAUCGGCACGGCAGAAGGAGUCGGCCAUAGGGCGCCAAAUAGAGGUAAAGUUCCCAUACCGAUUAACGCUGACAUAAAACACAGAGAUCUUCCCGCCUUGCCGCAACCUUCUAGACCUGCUGACCUGUUGUCGGCGGUCCUGGGGAAUGCUGGGGGGUUCGGAAAGUUCAGACAGAACUCGACCGGCACGGCAGAAGGAGUCGGCUACAGGGCGCCAAAUAGAGGUAAAGUUCCCAUGCCGAUCAACGCCAACAUAAAAAACGGAGAUCCUUCCGCCACCGGCAGACCUGCUGUCGGCCGUCCUGGGGAAGGCUGGGGCAUUCGGCAAGUUCUGACUAAACCCGAUCAGCACGGCAGAAGGAGUCGUCCACAGGGCGCCAAAUAGAGGUAAAGUUCCCAUGCCGAUCAACGCCGAGAUAAAACACGGAGAUCUUCCAGCCUUGCCGCAACCUUCUGGACCGGCUGACCUGUUGUCGGCGGUCCUGAGGAAGGCGGGGGCGUUCGGCAAGUUCUGACGGAACCCGAUGGGCACGGCAGAAGGAGUCGGCCACAGGGCGCCAAAUAGAGGUAAAGUUCCCAUGCCGAUCAACGCCGAGAUGAAACACGGAGAUCUUCCCGCCUUGCCGCAACCUUCUGGACCGGCUGACCUGUUGUCGGCAGUCUGGGUGAAGGUGGGGGGCAACCGGGGCUCAAUUGAGGGAAGUUACCCAUACCGAUAAACACGGAGAUAGAACAUACAGAUCUUCCUGCUUUGCCACACCCUUGCGGACUGGCGGUCCCGGUAAAGGCCGGGGGCGCUCGGCAAGAUCUGACGGAACCUGAUCGGCAAAGUUGGAAGUACACCUGAGCAAUCGAGUCUUUGUCAAAGAGAACUACAAUAAGUUGAACGUUGGACCUAGACCCUAACCCAGGGCUAUCACAGACUGACAGAUCAAAGGACGCGGGGGAACAUUUUGGUUGUUUUCACGGUCCAAACCAGUACCAACUGUAGAUUUUUGUCAAAGAUCUAGAAAGUGCUAUUUGAAUGCUGACUAGCCAGAGCUGAGCUGAAAUGCUAGCAAGUUAGCACAGAGGUCAAAUACAUUUGGUAAGGUCGCAUAUGACCCCAUUCCUGGGUGGAUUUUAUCUGCGAGGAAGGUGGGGGGGUUUAAUCAUUUUGCAAUGCAGUCUGCUGAAAAUGACAGAAAGCGCCACUCUAUGUAGCAAAGUUGGAAUUGACACAAAACACAUUUUAAGAUAUUCAGCACGCUACUGCCAUCUGGCGGCUAAGGUGGAUAGUGCACCCGCCCCCAAUUUGUCACAUUUCAUGUAUCAGGUGAACCACGACCAAUGGGGCCAUAUGAAUCCCUUUCCUAUUGUAGCGGCAAAUAACAAAAUAUAUGAGCAAAGUGAGCUUCAAAAGCUAGCAUGCUAAUGCUAACAGUAGCACGCUUACAGUUACCAUUAGUGAAAUACCAAAAUAUAUGACACUCAGGUGUGUAACUUAUCUAAAUAGCUUGAAUGCCAAUGUUAGCAUGCUAAAAUACAAACUGUAGCAUCAAAAUGCGAUGUUUACCUGCAAUCAUAGUUAAAAAAUGCUAGCAUGGUACUGUUAGCGUACAUCAAAUACCAAAAUAUGACUCUGGGGUAUAGCUAUAAAAUUUGCUAAAAAAUUAAAGAAAGCUAACGUUAGCAUGCUAACAGGUAGUAUUCGUCAAGUAACAAAAUAUUUGAGGCUGCGGUUUGUACCUGCAAAAUGUACACAAGGAAAGAAGCUAUAAUGCUAAUAUUAGAAUGCUAACAAUAGGGCCGUUAAAUAACUAGCUGGGUGCUGCAAAUGGCCCCUGGGCCGCACUUUAGACACCCCUGCCCUCAACCUCAACCUAACUCAAAUCACACUUCCAUUCCAUUCCAAUAUGUCAGUCCAAAUAAAACUUUUUCAAAGCGCAGACUGAAAAAAAUAAGUAAAAUUAAAAGAAAUAAAAAUUUUACACUUAAAAUUUAGCCGUCCUAUAAAAAACUCUGGAUUUAAAUCUUACGACUCACGAUUCAGUCGGGUUGAUGAUUCGAUUCUGGAGUCAAACCCAUUUUACCACACAUUUGCUGGAAAACCUUUUUCAAAGGGCAGAGAUGGACUCAAAAACCUACCGUAUUUCCUUAAACUGCCGCCGGGGCGCUAAUUAAUUUAAAACCUCUUCUCACUCCUGCCCUUACCAAAGGCAUGCGGUAAAAGUAAGCAUGCGCUAAUUAUUUCAAAACCUCCUCUCACUCCGCCACUUACCAAAGGUAUGCAGUAAAAAUUUGAGUGUGAUGUAAGCUUGGACCUUAAAUCCU
Molecule: messenger RNA, 4063 nt
Organism: Nerophis ophidion (straightnose pipefish)
Lineage: Eukaryota; Metazoa; Chordata; Actinopteri; Syngnathiformes; Syngnathidae
Gene: s1pr3a
Product: sphingosine-1-phosphate receptor 3a
Exons: 2
Coding region: 233-1399 (388 amino acids)
Biological process (GO): G protein-coupled receptor signaling pathway
Cellular component (GO): membrane
Molecular function (GO): sphingosine-1-phosphate receptor activity
Source: RefSeq, a predicted model, not a curated record